Molecule: messenger RNA, 654 nt
Organism: Drosophila santomea
Lineage: Eukaryota; Metazoa; Arthropoda; Insecta; Diptera; Drosophilidae
Product: secreted RxLR effector protein 161-like
Exons: 1
Coding region: 1-654 (217 amino acids)
Source: RefSeq, a predicted model, not a curated record
AUGAUAGAGCAAGGGAUCAUUCGCAAAUCGAAGUCCCCUUAUUGUUCUCCAGGUUUCCAGAUAGAUUGCACCAGCGACAAGUGCAAAAAGGUGGAUCCCACGGUCUAUCAAUCUGUGGUGGGAGAGCUUAUGUGGCUAGCUCUAACAACAAGACCGGACAUACUGCAUUCAGUGUCCAAAUUGGCUCAACGAAACCAAAAUCCGCAUGCUGAGCACAUGGCUGGCAUAAAACACAUCCUAAGGUAUCUCUCGUCCACAGUUGACGUGAAAUUACAUUAUCAGCAAUGUGGUCAAUCGUUCUGUGGAUACGUGGAUCCGGAUUGGGCAGGAGAUAGGCUUGACAGGAAGUCUUACACUGGCUACAUCUACUUGUUGGCCGGUGGUCCAGUUUCUUGGCGUUCAGAAAAGCAGCGAAGCGUGGCGUUAAGCAGUACUGAGGCGGAGUACAUGGCACUGUCAGCGGCUUUUAAGGAGGCGAUAGUCAUGCGAAGGCUAAUUUUGGAAAUUGGCUGCGGAGACGACAACACCCCGAUCGUCGUAUAUGGCGAUAAUCUGAGCGCGCAGGCGUUAACCAAGAAUCCUGUUAACCAUUCCAGAACGAAGCAUAUUGACAUAAGUUAUCAUUUUGUUAGAGAUGUCGUAAAGGAAGGUUAA